UGUCAGUGAGGGGCGGGGAUCACCGCGGAGCUCCACCCUCCUCCAGGCUGCCGUCACCGGGGCUGCCUGCUGGACCGGAGCCACUCGGCACCAACAACCAGCCACUGGCUGCUGCUCCGUGCUGAGUGAAGACUCGGUGCAGCCAGGAGCCUCCCCGCCGUCUCUGCCCGUCAAUUCUCUCGGUCCACGGUUAACGACAUGGCCUCCGACGGCACGGACGAGCGAUCUCCUCUGCUGUCGGGUCCCAACUCCGAGAACGUCACCCCCACUGCUCCCCCGUACCUGCAGGAUUCAAGUCCCCGAGCCGAACUACCUCCUCCCUACACAGCCAUCGCCAGCCCUGACGCCGGCGGUGUGCCUGUCAUCAACUGCCGCGUAUGUCAGUCGCUCAUAAACCUGGAUGGAAAGCUGCAUCAGCACGUGGUUAAGUGCACAGUCUGCAAUGAAGCUACACCCAUCAAGAACCCCCCAACAGGGAAGAAAUAUGUGAGGUGUCCCUGUAACUGCCUGCUCAUCUGUAAAGACACGUCCAGGAGGAUAGGAUGUCCUCGACCAAACUGCAGACGCAUAAUCAACCUGAGCCCGGUGAUGGUUAUCCCAGAGGAGCAACCCGCCCAGCCGGCACUGCCCAUCCAACCUGAAGGGAUGAGGGUGGUCUGCGGUCACUGUGGCAACACCUUUCUUUGGAUGGAGCUUCGGUUUAACACGCUAGCCAAGUGCCCGCACUGCAAAAAAAUAUCCUCUGUUGGCAGUGCGCUUCCUAGGAGGCGUUGUUGUGCUUAUAUUACUGUAGGAAUGAUCUGCAUUUUCAUUGGAGUGGGUUUAACAGUUGGUACUCGGGACUUUGCCAAUCGUUACAAUGCCACCUACGUGUCCUGGGCGUUCGCCUACCUGCUGGGUCUCAUCUGUCUGAUACGAGCCUGCUACUGGGGUGCUAUCAAAGUCAGCUACCCGGAGAAUAGCUUCGCCUAGAGCAGGCUCGGCACAGCUGGAAAAACAAACCACAUUUUUAGUUUUUUUCCAUCUUGUUUAGAUUUCAAACCGGCCAUGUUCAGCAGAGUGGAAGGUCUGCAGAGCGACUGGACAGGAGUGUGUUAAAGAGGUGUAUGUUGGAGAUGUAUCUUGUUGUAUUUGUGUGUAGAAUGUUCAAAACAGUUUUGACUCGCUGAACAAAUCUAAUGUAUGUUGAUCAGUCCUCCUAUAGUCCACAAGGACUCAAAUCCUGGCCAGGUUUUGCCACAAUCCUCCAAAAUCCAGAAUCAUGAAUUAAAAAAAAACUGUGGUUUUCUUUUUUUUUUCUUAAUGAAGAUUUAGAUUUAAAAAAAACAUUAGUUUAGCAACUUGGUUGGAUUUGGUCUUUCUGGACCAGUUUUCUUUUGUGUUUUUCGGCACUUGAUUUCUUUUAUUACUGACCAGACCAAAAUGAGACACCCUCCUAAGAACAGUUUACCCAUUGCACUACAAUUAUAUGCAAUUGUAUGUGUUGUUUUGCUGCUAGUUUAACUCCUGCUACAGAAAGCUGCAUACCCAUAUUGUAUUGUAACCAUUUACCUUGCCUAUGUACACUGACAUAGUAUUGCAUUAUGAUUUUAACUUUUGAAAUGAUCACUUUUUAAAAGAAAUCCUUAAAUACCCAUGUGUGCCAACUUUGCUGCCCAGUAUUAGUCAAGACGAGCAAAAGAUCAGCAGGAGCUUGUUUUUUUUUUUUUUCUCAUCAGUGUUAUUUUUUUCUGAUAAAUCCAUGCAGCUUUGAACUUACAACAGCAAUAACCCUUUUAUUUGAGUUAUUUUGAACCGUACCUCCCUAUGUUCUUCACUGCGUUUCCGUUGCCUUCUCACUAGUGGAAAAUGAUCCCACAACAUGGGGACUUAGUUUGCAUGUUGACUUGUUUCUGCUCUGUCUAAGGUGGUGUUUUUUUCAGUUUUCAGAGAGGUAGCUGAAGCUUCUGAUGCUCCUGUCUUUGCUCCUUCUGCCUGUGAGUUAGAAUUAUAUAAUCGCUGCUCUCUGACCUCCGGUGAACUCUCUUGCUAUAGGCUAACUCAGCAUCCGUCUCUCGACAUUUACCAGUGGGCACAGCUCAAACUUCUAACCUUGUUUUGAAUGUGAUGAUUAUGAUGAUGAUGAAGCAGAAAAUAAUGUUAAAAAAAAUACUGUACUCUUUGUACAUAGUUCAAAUUCAGUACUUGGAAAACUGUAGUGAGCGGUGAAAGAAGAAAGAAGGUUGCUCGUGGGUCUUUUUAAAAAUGAUAAUUUAUCAAUAAAAUGCAAAAACUGCCUGUAUUGUUCUGUUUGCACAUUGGCUUUGAAGACAUACAAGAUUCAAACAAACGGGAUGUACUUAAGUAAUUUUGAGAAACUUACUUUUCCAUUAUUUCCAUUUAUU
Perca flavescens (yellow perch) is the source of this 2384-nucleotide messenger RNA. It is a transcript of the gene pip4p2, whose product is annotated as phosphatidylinositol-4,5-bisphosphate 4-phosphatase 2. Gene Ontology annotation, biological process: phosphatidylinositol dephosphorylation. The transcript has 7 exons. The record is from RefSeq and is a predicted model, not a curated record. The coding region runs from base 199 to 972 and encodes 257 amino acids. Gene Ontology annotation, cellular component: lysosomal membrane; plasma membrane; phagocytic vesicle membrane. Lineage: Eukaryota; Metazoa; Chordata; Actinopteri; Perciformes; Percidae. Gene Ontology annotation, molecular function: phosphatidylinositol-4,5-bisphosphate 4-phosphatase activity.